AUGGGAAAGAAAAAAAUCAGCAACACACAGCCCUCGUGUGAUUUUUGUUUCAGUAAACAUGGUUUGGAGGAUCUGGAGUCAUUAUAUCCCACACUCAUAAAAGUUGCCGGAUGUAAUGAAUUGCCCUUACUGGAUUUAUCUUCAAUCCAAAUGGAUUUGGAGCAAAUUCUGGCUAGCGUAGUAGAGCGUGUUAUUUGCCUAAAAGCUGAGUCCAAAGGGAAGGGUUUACCUGUUAAUAUCAUUUCUUCACUAAAAUAUCAAAAAGGAAGCUGUGAGCCUGAAUCUAAUCAACAAUGUCUCUCGAAAUCUUCGUUGGUUGUUAAAGCUAAUCCUGACAAACCACUUACUUUAAUAAUAUCUCAGCGCUCAGGUCCUUGUCCAAAUUCUCAAUCAAUACUACCUGUUAUUUCUAGUGGACUUAGCAAGGCCAAACCUUCGGUCAGUGCAUUCGGCCUGCGACGGUCCAGCAGGUCGUCCGUUGAAGAAGCACCUGAGGCGAAUUCCCCCACAUCUGACAAGAAUCAGUUAUCUGCAAGUUAUGCUAUUCCGAAUAAAUUCUGGGAAUUAAUGGAACCAUAUUGUGCUGAAAUAACGGAGGCGAAUGUCAGUUACUUAGAAAGCCUUAUCCGAUCAUAUCAGCAUUUGGAAUCAAUUUACUUUCAUUUGCCUGUACUCAAACAAAGUGAAUCGUGUAAAAAUGAAACCAGCGAAGCAACAGCUUGCAAAAGACUUAGACGUGGUUCUUCUCAAAUUUUUCAACAGGCCACUACAGACGAAUCAUUGUGUUCAUUGAAUAACUGUAAUUCGUCCAUGUCCUCAUCUCAAUUGCUCAAUGUAACCAAAUACUUGGAAACAGAGCUCAAAAAGCCAGUCCCUGAAUCUUCUAUGUUAAGUAAAAUAUCUCAAUCCCUUUUGGAAUCUUGUUGUCAAGACGAUAUACUGUCAAAUUUUAGUGGAAAAUUAAAUUUCACAACAAAUCAAGUAAAAGAUAAUGAAGUUGAAGAUAAUCAAUCAGGAUGUACUGAUCCUAGUAGUUCCGAUUAUGGAACUAUAUCAUCUGAAGCUCUACAUGUCAACAGAUACAACAAUAACACCAAUUCGUCAAACACAUUGAUAAAUUCACAAGUGACGAACUAUCCGUCAUCAGGAUCUAUGAUAACAAAUCACAAUUUCUUAAUCGAUCCACACUUGCUUACUUCACGCGCUAGUGAACCACUUAAAAGUAUAGCUAAACAAUUACGUGUCAGUUCAUCAUAUCGAGUAGAAAAAAAGAUUGCACAGGCGAUUGAUGAACUGGGCUUGUUUCCCCUUAGUGUGUUACAUCCAAAAGUUUCACCUUUGGUUGAAUCUAAAGAAGAUUGCAAUCCUCACAAUAUAUCUUCCGGCGCAGUAUGUCAUGAUACUGUUUCUCAUUCAACAAAGUUAAUUAUCCGAAAAAAUAAAAUUACUUCAUCAAAUUCAGUGAAAUCAAGUCCAUUGAAACAUUCAAAUGAAGUUCAAGAUACUCUUGAGAAAAAUCAUGUUUUAAAAAAACGUCGAGUGAAUAAUGACAAAUCAUUAUCUCCUUUACCUGAACAUCACAAAAAUACAUCAUGUGAACCAAAUCCAACAGAUAGUGAACAUUCCACGGAAUUAUCAUUGUUACCUGUGAAAAUGGAAAAUAUCAAUCCGAUUAUCGAUAACAAUAAUGAUAAUAAUAAUAAUAAUAAUGGCCGAAUUAAAUCUACAUGUUAUUUAAAAAAAUUAAAACGAAAGAAUUUAAAAAUGUCAAAAUCGUUAUGUUAUAAAAAUAAAUUACGAAACACUGUGAAUAGUAAUAGUACACAUAAUGAAAUUCUGUACAAUGGAAUAACUCCUAGUUUGGAUGAUUCAAUUGAAUCAAACAAAUCGGAUUGCAUUCCUAACUCUCAUCCUGAUCCAAAUCUUCCUACCAUCGACACUGAAUAUUUCAGUGACCUAGAUAAUCCUCCAGGAAAUCACGAUCCACAUAUUAAUGUCAGUCCACGCAAUCGUAAUGGUUUCACUACUCAACUGUCGACGGAAAAUGAAAAGCGACCAAUUGAUCCAACAAGUCCUAAACAAAUCCACCAUUCUCUAAGGCAUAAUCGUUUUUCACCGAACAAUUUAUCUGGAUCUCAUUGUAAUACGGACAGUAAUCCUCUAUAUGGGUCGUUAGAAAAUCAUGAACCAGUUCUCGUUAAUGGUGAUUUAUCACUAUCUGAAUUUCACAGUGAAAAAUUGACGGAAAAUGAUAGAUUAGAUGAUAAACCGAAUUCGAAUUGUAAUACUUUUGAGGGCGAUUGUGAAACAGCUCAGGUAUUAGAUUCCAACUUACACAGUUCCUUGAACCAAAAUAAUGAACAAUUUACUUCUCCACUUCAAAAUGGUCAACUCAAAUUCAAAAUAGAUUCCAACUGGACAGAAAGGACAAAUAAAACAAAUGAUUUAACAGGGAAAUGUAGUCAUGAAGCUUCUCCUAUAAUCCAGCAUAACGAUUCAAAGUUACCGGACUGUGGUAUCAACACAGUGAUUCAAAAUCAUAUAUUCUUUAGUCAAGAUACUCCAUCAACAGCAACUACACAGUAUGGAUCUGGUGCUGUUGAUGAUAUUGGCUGGGCUAUUGUUCAACGUCAACGGGAGUUGAGAUUGUUAUGCACGGCAAACCAUCGAAUGCUUCGACGACUCGUACAGGCAGCUAGAAGAGAUAUGCAACGCCAAGAAAUACAAAGGCGUCUAGCGAUCGCAGACGCUGAUGUUAUUGAAGCUUAUAAUAAACUAGAAAGUUAUCGUCCACAUCGUAAACCUCCAUUGAAACGUGAUCGUGAUAUCUCAUGGAAAGCAUUGAAAGAACGUCGUAAAAUACUCAAAGAAUUAGAAGCUUUUGAUGCUAAAUCUCCUUAA
Molecule: messenger RNA, 2901 nt
Organism: Schistosoma intercalatum
Lineage: Eukaryota; Metazoa; Platyhelminthes; Trematoda; Strigeidida; Schistosomatidae
Source: the annotation of a GenBank genome assembly